AUUAUUUACGACAGUGUAAAGAUCUCAUUAACAUUUAAGUUAAAGUAUAAAAAUAACUCUUAAUUAUUUAGUUAAACUUACAGUUCUGUAAGAAAGAAGAUCUUGAAACCACAAGAUGCAUUUAAAAAAUCAACUUAAAGAAAAAGGAUAUGACACUGAAAAGGACAAGGCGCUUCAUUCGGCUACUAUUGAAGAAGCGAUCACUGCUACAGGUUUCGGCAAAUACAACCUUGGUCUCAUGCUGGUGUGUAGCUGGACGUUGCAGGCUAUGGGUAUGGAUUUGUUCGGCACCAGCUUCGUGGUUGCGGCGGCGGUCUGCGACCUGGAGCUGAGUAUGCAACAGAGAGCUUUGUUGACGGCUACUCCGCUUAUAGGCGUGGUUCUCGGAGCACAACUUUGGGGUUACGUCUCCGACACCAAGGGUCGCCGGCUAACCCUUGUACUCUCCAUGUCUAUUGGCUUCGUGUUCGCAGCCCUCAGUAGCUUUGCUCCGAAUUGGAAGAUUAUGGCACUGCUUAAACUAGUAUCUUCUACCUUUACCUCAGCCAGUAACUCCGCUUCCUACACUCUGCUUGGAGAGAGUUGUCCUGAAUUCUAUCGCGGUCGCACAAUGCUUCUCUGCAACUGUUUUCUCAUGUGUUCGCAGGCUGUUGUUGCUUUAUUUGCCUAUCCAAUACUUCCAUUGGAGUUCGUGUAUUGGAUUGAUUUCCUUAGCAUCAAGUACCGAUCCUGGCGUCUCCUAGCUCUUGUCAUGUCUCUGCCCUGCGCAGCCACGGCCUGUUUACUGCAACUGUUCCACGAAAGUCCCAAAUUUUUGGUCUCAAUAGGAAAAAACGAAGAAGCCAUAGAAGUACUAAAGAAAAUAUACGCAUGUAAUAGUGGCAAUAAAGCUAACACCUUUAAUGUCAAGAAAAUCGUGGACAAAGCCGAGCAAUCCUCAGAGAAAGAAUCAUUCUUUAAGACUAUGUGGCAUCAGACAGCCGCCCUGUUUAAACCUCCUCUACUUAAAGUUACUCUGAAGCUCUUUUAUUUAGUCGCCAUCAUUUACAUGACUGGGAGUGGCUUCAUUCUUUGGCUGCCAUACAUUAUGAACAAUCUAUUUUCGGUUCUGGAAGCCGGAGGAGGACAAGGCAUGAAUCUUUGCACUAUCAUCAGAUACUCAACUGAAAGUGUUGGCGUCUCAGGAAAUGACACGAUGAUCCAGGAAGUAUGUAACGAUACAAUUCAGGACACGACCCUCUUCUCUGCUAUGACGUACGGUGCCUUGGCGAGUUCUAGUAACCUAGUGCUCUCUCUCACUUGCGGUUCAAGAAAGCGCUUUGCUAUGAUCUGCAUCGUAACAACAUCCGCUGUAGCUGCUGUACUCCUGAACGUCAUUGCUACUCCCAUCGCAGGUGGCAUCUUCUUCUUCUUCUUCCUUCUCUGUGCCCUCUCUAUGGGAAUUUUAAGUGUGUAUUUUGUGGAAUUAUACCCUACUUCAUUGAGAGGAAUGGCGUCCUGUUUGUCGGUGAUGCUGGGAAGAUCUAGCGCGUUUCUUGGUGUGAAUGCGAUUGGAGCUCUUAUCUCUGCCAAUUGUGAGGCGACGUUCUACGGCUGGGCUGUUUUAUUACUUACUGCCGUUGUAUUGUCCUGGUAUUUACCCAAGGACAAGGUUCCAAAUAAAUGAAAUACUCGAUUUAAUGAUGUAGCCAUCAGAAAUUGUCUGGAAGAAAAGUUUCUGGCAAAAUGGAUAUCAGGUAAAAACUGUCUGAGUCUCAGGGGAAAGUUUUUAGUACUAGUCACUGUGAAUAUAAUUAUAAUUUCAAAGAAUUCCCGUAAGGUUAAAAAUAAACUUAUUAUUAUUAACUAAAUAAACAUUAGUUUAAGGUAAUUAUUGAAAAGUCUGAAACUAUAUAAUAUGAUUAAUUUUGAUUUCCAAAGAAAAUAACAUUAUAUAUAUAAAUUACACUAAAUAAAUAAUUUGAGACUGUCAAAUUUUUAUAAAAAAAAAAAACAAAUAAUUUACCUAUUGGGCAACAAUAAAAAAGCGUAUUUAUCAUUUUAAGAUUGUAAAUAAUAUGUGAUACUGUGUUUAAAUGUUUUUAUUGUAUAUGAUCUUUACU
Molecule: messenger RNA, 2102 nt
Organism: Danaus plexippus (monarch butterfly)
Lineage: Eukaryota; Metazoa; Arthropoda; Insecta; Lepidoptera; Nymphalidae
Product: synaptic vesicle glycoprotein 2C-like
Exons: 11
Coding region: 116-1666 (516 amino acids)
Biological process (GO): transmembrane transport
Cellular component (GO): membrane
Molecular function (GO): transmembrane transporter activity
Source: RefSeq, a predicted model, not a curated record